Messenger RNA from Paraglomus brasilianum, 789 nucleotides. The record is from the annotation of a GenBank genome assembly. NCBI's taxonomy places the organism in Eukaryota, Fungi, Glomeromycota, Glomeromycetes, Paraglomerales, Paraglomeraceae.
AUGACGAACCCAAUAGCCUCGCAGUUCAAAGACGAAGAAAAAGAAGCAGUUGCACAGCUCAAGGCAGAACUGGAUGAUAUUUUGGAAGCGGCUGGUAUAGAAGAGGGUUACAAGCUUUGGGAUGUCCCGCUAAAUAAGACGUCAGAGGACGAGAGAUUGGAUGUAAUUCUAAUCAAGUUUUUACGAGCGAGAAACCUCAGCUGCCCCGAAGCCAAAGAAAUGCUAAUUUCUACGUUAAAGUGGCGCAAAGAAUUCAAAACCGACACCAUUUUAUCUGAAACCUUUCCUGCUGAAACUUUCUCCAAACUUGGUUUUAUCCAUUCCGUCGACUCUUUCAACCGUCCGGUGACUUACAAUCUAUACGGAGCAGAGAGCAGCGCAGAAGCAUUUUCUGAUCUUGGCAGAUUUCUUAGAUGGAGAGUGCAAUUAAUGGAGAAAGGAGUGCGGCAACUGGAUUUCGUUAAUACAGAUCAGAUGGUGCAAGUGCAUGAUUAUGCGGGUGUGGGAUUUGGCAGCUAUGAUAAGAAUACCAAGCAAGCUAGUAAAGCUACUACAGCGCUUUUGCUGGAGAAUUAUCCAGAAUUUCUGGCCGUAAAAUACUUUGUAAAUAUCCCAUGGUGGGGAGAUGCAAUCUUUAGAUUCAUUUCGGUCUUUUUAUCCGAACAGACCAAGAAGAAAUUUAUCGUUACGGGAUCGGGUGGCGCGCAUGCCGCGUUGACUAGAUUGAUAAACGAGGAGAAUCUUCCUACGUUCUAUGGAGGCAAGAGUGUCGUACCCGGAUUUGAUUGA